AUGGAGAACGAUCUUGAGCCAGUAAAAUUAGUUUUCCUUGGAGAUUCAUCGGUUGGAAAAACCUCCUUUCUACUUAAUUUCACCAAUGGUCAGUUGAUGGAAGCAGACAGUUCGGUGGUCUGUGACUUCUCAGACAACAUAGCAUUAGACGGAACGAGAUAUCACGUUAAUUUCUGGGACAUAAACGGCGAUUUGGAAGACCGUCUUCGGCCUCUCGUAUACCCUGGAACCAGCGUAUUUAUGCUAUGUUUCGAUAUUUCAAAUCGCACAUCAUUUGAGAACAUCAAAGAUUCAUGGACUACUGAAAUUCGCCAAUAUAUGCCAGAUACCCCUUCGCUGUUGAUUGGCAACAAGAUGGAUCUCAGGGAUCAA
Porites evermanni is the source of this 372-nucleotide messenger RNA. The record is from the annotation of a GenBank genome assembly. NCBI's taxonomy places the organism in Eukaryota, Metazoa, Cnidaria, Anthozoa, Scleractinia, Poritidae.